AUGUCCCAACGAUUUCGUGCACCCAACACCCUGCGCGACCGCUCUGCGUUACUUGGCGUUACACCUCCACCCUCGGGGCGUUCGUCUCCUUUCGACCAGUCGUCAUACCAGCCUUCGGGGCAUCGUUAUGCAGACGAUUUGGAGAACCAAAACGACGAGGCACUGGAGGGUUUGUCUGCCAAGGUCAAGCUUCUCAAAGACAUCACUAUUGGCAUUGGGAGCGAGGUCCGAGAGUCUACUAUUCAGCUUAGCCAGAUGAACGAUGCGUUCACGGAGACAGGUGGCAUCCUUGCAGGGACAUUCCGCAGAAUGAACAACAUGGCAGAACGACAAGGAUGUCGUUGGCUGUGGUACAUCGUCUUCCUUAUACUCGUCUUUUGGUUCUUUAUCAUUGUAUGGUGGUUUCGAAGAUGA
Pisolithus orientalis is the source of this 414-nucleotide messenger RNA. RefSeq lists its product as uncharacterized. NCBI's taxonomy places the organism in Eukaryota, Fungi, Basidiomycota, Agaricomycetes, Boletales, Pisolithaceae. The record is from RefSeq and is a predicted model, not a curated record. Gene Ontology annotation, biological process: endoplasmic reticulum to Golgi vesicle-mediated transport. The transcript is spliced from 4 exons. The coding region runs from base 1 to 414 and encodes 137 amino acids.